UUUCUUCAUGAUCUUAUAUUUUAUAAUUCAAGAAAAUUAAAAUGAAAGGCUCGUGGAACUCGACGAGUAUCAUUCCUAAUAUUACUCUUUCUUUUAUUUUCCUUUUCAUUUGUUAUUUCGAAGACGUGCUUGCGGCUCCUCCUACUACUAGGCAACAUUUUUUGUGUCGUCCAGAACAAAGGGUUGCACUUGUCGCUUUCAAAAACGAGUCUUAUAUUGGGAGGCUUUCUCCUAAUUGUUACCGGAAGACGGAGACAUGGGGGAAUAACAGCGACUGUUGUAGUUGGGAGGGAGUGACGUGCAAUGCCAAGUCCGGAGAAGUGGUCGAGCUAGACCUUGCGGGCAGCUGUCUCCAUGGCCCGUUUCAUUCCAAUAGCAGUCUUCAAAACCUUCCUUUUCUAACCACUCUUGACUUUUCAUAUAACGAUCUUACUGGCCAAAUCCCAGAUUCCAUUGGAAACCUUCCUCAUCUCACCUCUCUCGACCUUUCGAGAAAUAAAUUCAGUGGUCGGAUUCCAUCUUCGAUUGGAAACCUUUCUUAUCUCACCACUCUCAACCUUUCGAUUAAUAAUUUCAAUGGUCGGAUUCCAUCUUCGAUUGGAAACCUUUUUCAUCUCACUUCUCUCAACCUUCGGGAAAACAAUCUCGAUGGUGAAAUCCCAUCUUCUUUUGGCAAUCUAAAGCAGCUGACCACCUUAGAAGUUAUUUUGAACAAGCUCAGUGGAAAUUUUCCCAAUGUACUACUGAACUUGACAGGGUUGUUUGGUUUAGGUAUCUCCGGAAAUCGGUUCAGUGGUGUGCUUCCUCCUAAUAUCACUUCACUAUCAAACUUGGGAGAGUUUUACGCAAGUGAUAACGCUUUCAGUGGAACUAUCCCUUCUUCUCUCUUCACCAUUCCUUCUUUGACUGUAUUUUUUUCCGAUGAUAACCAACUCAACGGCACUCUUGAGUUUGGCAAUAUUUCUUCACCAUCUAACCUAGAAUAUUUAUCCCUUAGUAGAAACAACUUCAAAGGGCCAAUCCCGAGAUCCAUUUCCAAAUUUGUCAACCUUUCGGAUCUUGACCUUUCUUAUUUCGACACCCAAGGCCGCCCAGUUGACUUCAGCAUCUUCUCGCCUCUCAGGUCUCUCCAAUAUCUUUACCUAUCAUAUUUGAACACCACCACUACGAUUGACUUGAAUGAUAUCUUNAGAGUCUUUGGAUGUCUACUACCAGGAGGCAAUCAGUUUCAAACGCAGCGUUGCUCUUCCUUUGGAGAUAAUCCNAUUAUAGAUCUCUCAGGCAACCAUGUUUCAACUACAAACAAAAGUUCAGUUUCAAAUCCCCCUUCACAGGAGAUAUAUGCUUUGCAAUUAUCAGGCUGCGGUAUCACCGAGUUUCCAGAGCUCCUAAGAACCCAACAUGAAGUGGCGCAUCUAGACAUCUCCAACAACAAAAUCGAAGGUCAAGUUCCUGCCUGGCUAUGGAUUCUACCAAAUUUGACAUACGUGAAUCUUUCCAACAACACUUUCAUCGGUUUCCAAACAUCAAUGAAGAAACAAGGACUAUCCUCUGACUGGAAACCAUCUUUGAGGCACUUUUUUGGCUUCAACAACAACUUCACGGGCAAGAUUCCUUCUUUCAUAUGCGAGUUGCGUUCUCUAGAGACUCUCCAUUUAUCUGAAAACAACUUUAACGGUUCAAUCCCUCCUUGUUUGGGAAAUCUCAAGAGUACUCUUUCAGUUUUAAACCUUCGGCAGAAUAAUCUUAGUGGAGGUAUUCCAGAGGAUAUAAUAUUUGAAAGUCUAAGGUCGCUUGACGUCGGCCAUAACCAACUUGUGGGAAAGCUUCCAAGAUCUUUGAAUCGUUUCUCUACUCUUGAAGUUCUGAACGUGGAAAGCAACAGAAUCAACGACACGUUUCCAUUCUGGUUGGGUUCUCUACAAAAGCUGCAAGUUCUUGUGCUUCGCUCCAAUGCAUUCCAUGGACCAAUGAAUCAAGCCUCCUUCCCUCAGUUGCGAAUCAUCGACAUAUCACAUAAUCACUUCGAUGGAACUUUGCCAUCAGAGUACUUUUCGAAGUGGACUGCUAUGUCAUCACUUGAGCCCGACGAAGAUCAGUCUUCUGAAAAGUACAUGAGAGGGGGAUCACGCUAUUACUAUGAUUCAUUGGUUUUGAUGAAUAAAGGUGAAGAGAUGGAGCUAGUACGUAUCUUAAAAAUCUUAACAGCAAUCGACUUUUCAGGAAACAAAUUUGAAGGAGAGAUUCCAAAGUCCAUCUGUCUAUUGAAAGAGCUUCGUGUGCUCAACUUGUCAAACAAUGUAUUCACUGGCAGCAUCCCUUCAUCUAUGGGGAACCUGAAAGCUCUAGAGUCUUUGGAUGUUUCCCGAAACAAGCUUUCAGGAGAAAUUCCACAAGAGCUAGGGGAGCUCUCGUUCCUUGCGUACAUGAACUUCUCUCAUAACCAGCUUUCAGGUCUACUACCAGGAGGCAAUCAGUUUCAAACGCAGCGUUGCUCUUCCUUUGGAGAUAAUCCGGGACUUGUUGGCUCUUCUCUUGACAAAGUUUGCAGAGAUAUUCACACACCACCAGCAUCACAUCAACACUAUGAAACGCCGGAAUCAGAGGACGAAGAUGAAGAAGAGGUGAUUAGUUGGAUAGCAGCUGCAAUAGGUUUCGUACCUGGUAUUGUAUCUGGUUUGACGUUUGGAUACAUAUUGGUUUCCCACAAACCAGAGUAGUUCAUGAACCCUUUUGGCCGAAACAAUCGUAAAGGCAGCAGAAACACCACAACUCACUAGAGAGAGGCUUAAAGCCUAUUUGAAGAAUCUGGACGAGGAAAGUCAAAGUAAACGGAUGAACUGUUAGGACGUCAACCAACUACUCUUUGUCCAAAUCCAGAUUGGUUUAGAUUUCGGUUAUUGUUCCCAGUUUAGCUUUGUGUGUUUCUCUUUAACUCUGUUUUUUGCCAACUUUGUAAUUGAGCAACUCUGUUUCGAACCUUAAAUUACUCUCCCUUUAGAUGCACAUGGGAUUUUUUUUUUUUUUUUACGGCAAUGUUAUCUUUACUUUUUCCUAUUAGACUCUCGCAUCUAUUUAUACGUAUGUCCAUUGUUCAUAUCAAUUAGUUACAGAUAUACUGAGCAAUUAUUUUAUAAACCUUA
Molecule: messenger RNA, 3143 nt
Organism: Camelina sativa (false flax)
Lineage: Eukaryota; Viridiplantae; Streptophyta; Magnoliopsida; Brassicales; Brassicaceae
Source: RefSeq, a predicted model, not a curated record